Messenger RNA from Melospiza melodia melodia, 4078 nucleotides. Its product is annotated as thyrotropin-releasing hormone receptor-like. Gene Ontology annotation, biological process: phospholipase C-activating G protein-coupled receptor signaling pathway. The transcript has 2 exons. Gene Ontology annotation, cellular component: membrane. Bases 1 to 1167 code for a protein of 388 amino acids. The record is from RefSeq and is a predicted model, not a curated record. NCBI's taxonomy places the organism in Eukaryota, Metazoa, Chordata, Aves, Passeriformes, Passerellidae. Gene Ontology annotation, molecular function: thyrotropin-releasing hormone receptor activity.
AUGGAUGCGGGCACGAUGGAGAACGGCUCGGCCAGCGGCAACCAGAGCCUGGGCAGGAUGCCCCGGCAGCCCCUGGAGCUGCAGGUGGUCACCAUCCUGCUGGUGCUGCUCAUCUGUGGCGUGGGCAUCGCGGGCAACGCCAUGGUGGUGCUGGUGGUGCUGCGCACCAAGCACAUGGUGACCCCCACCAACUGCUACCUGGUGAGCCUGGCCGUGGCCGACCUCAUCGUGCUGCUGGCGGCCGGGCUGCCCAACAUCUCCGAAGUGGUGGCUUCUUGGGUGUACGGCUACGCCGGCUGCCUCUGCAUCACCUACCUGCAGUACCUGGGCAUCAACAUCUCGGCCUGGUCCAUCGCCGCCUUCACGGUGGAGCGGUACAUCGCCAUCUGCCACGCCAUCAAGGCGCAGCUCCUGUGCACCGUGUCCCGCGCCCGCCGCAUCAUCGCCUCGCUGUGGCUCUUCACCUCCCUCUAUUGCCUCAUGUGGUUCUUCCUGGUGGACACCACCCAGGUCACCUUCUCGGACGGGGCGCAGGUCAUCUGCGGCUACCGGGUCUCCAGAAACCUUUACAUGCCCAUUUACUUCUUGGAUUUUGCCGUCUUCUAUGUCAUCCCGCUGGGGCUGGCCACUGUCCUGUACGGCCUCAUUGCCCGCAUCCUGUUCGUGAGCCCCCUGCCCGGCGCCCCGCAGCAGCAGCAGCACUCCUCCCUGGGCUCCGUGCACCUGGGCAGCUCCCUCCGGCUCUCCUGCCGGGGCACCAGGGGCGCCCUGAGCUCCCGCAGGCAGGUGACCAAGAUGCUGGCUGUGGUGGUGGCCCUCUUUGCCGUGCUGUGGCUGCCGUACCGCACGCUGGUGGUGGUGAACUCCUUCGUGGACCCUCCGUACCUCAACACCUGGUUCCUCCUCUUCUGCCGCCUGUGCAUCUACCUGAACAGCGCCAUCAACCCCAUCAUCUACAACCUCAUGUCACAGAAGUUCAGGGCUGCCUUCAGGAAGCUGUACAAGUGCCAGGAGAAGAGUGCAGAGCACCCUGCCCCCUGCACCACCCCGGUGUACUACAGUGCUGUGAAGGAUUGUUCUCACGACAGCUCUGAGCACAACCUCACCGAGCAGGAGGAUCUGAGCAGGCUCCCUGCACCUGCGAAGAAGAAUAAACAAAUCCUGUGAGCCUGAAACAAUGCAGGCAGUGGGAGCUGUGUGGCUGUGCACACUGUGCUGGGAGAGUGCCAAGAGGAAUUGCUUUGGCAUUGCGGCAAGCUUCAUUCAAUAUUUCUUCAGGGCAUUUAACAAAACAUAUUGUUAUAAGCAAUUUAAUUUGCUUUUCCUUAGUGCUGAUUUAUCCUUGUUUGGUGAAGCGUUAGGCACGUCUCAAUAUUUAGCAUCUCUAAAGUAUCUGUUGUUAAAUAUAGCAGUGCCACCCCAUUUUGUGUUAGGUGCAAGUGCUGAGCUAGGCCAAAGCACAGAAAGGAAUCCCAGGAACAGAAGGGCAUUCAAGGAAAAAAUACACUUUGUUAGAGUGAGUCUCUCCUACCCAAACUGACCUGCCUGUAACACAGACACCCCAUGGAAGCUGCUCCUCUGGAGUCCUUCUGAAGCUAAUGGGAACAAUCAGGCACUUUCUGAUCUCAACGCUCUCCUGUGAGGAAUACACAUCCAUACAGAGGAGAUCAAUGCCUCCAAGGUAUGAGCCCAUUGGCUGUAAAGGGACUCUCUGGAGGAGACUCCUGCAUUAGGAAUAACCAGAGUUGGGUGUCAUGAGCCUCCUGUCAUGUUUCUGGAAACACUGCAGUGCUGAUAGCACAGAAACCAAGGCCCAGACCAGAUGGAUUUGGACAAUGAACAAACUAAUAAUGAACAAACUAAUAAUGAGUGAUCCCUGAUGUAUCAGAAAUACUUCCAAUGCUGUGGUCUGAGUUUCUUUAGGAUAACUUCACCUUUCCUAUCCAAAUUCCUCUGGUUGUUUCAGCUGGAAGCUAUACUCUUGUCCUCUAAGCCCCAGUGUGGUGUAGUCAUUACCACAGAGCAGUGUUCUCUCUGCCCCAGCUACAGGUGCAUUUCAAUGGCAGGUGAAGAAAUUCUCUUAUUUCCUGGGAGGAACUUGUGAAGUCCAUUAAGUGUUUUGUGAUUAAUGACACAAAUAUUUAUUGCUGCUGUCAUCUUGUAAGCAAAGUAGAUAUUCAUACCCUGCAGCAUCCAGGAGACCAGCCCAAGGACACUUGCCCCAGACUUGCAAGAGACUAUCUGGACUAUGAGUAAAAUCAAAAAGUUUGCAAAUGAGCCAAACCCUAGGGCUCUUGCCAAAUAAAACAAGUGUCUGCCACCAGUAAACCUCAAGUGACUGUGAAGUACUAUAACAGCCAAUGCAGCCUUACUAGUCAACACUUUCACCAAACUAUAGUGUUAAAAGAGCCUAAAAUUUUGCAUCCACUCAGAAAAAUAUGUGCAUGGUAUUUUCAAGGGCACAAGAUGUUAAUUAACCAUUCUGCAUCUACAGGAAAUCGCUUCACUGGGUGAGUCAGCACAAGACCUCAAAUCCCCUCAGUGUGUUGGAACUGUCCAGGACCAGGGGUUUUUUUGUGUGUAGGGAGAUUUUGCAUGUAUGAUUAUUAUAUUGCAUGUUAUUAAACCAUCUAUGUUGCCCCUAUCUAUUUAGAUAUUUAGAUAUAGACUAUAGAUAUUAGAUUUAAAAUGUAGAUAUUUAUUUUGUCCCUUGCUAUUUAGAUAUAGGAUGAGGGAAGAGAACAUUGUGUUUUUGCAAUUAUUUUAAACAUAAUGCAUUUGGAAUUUAAGGAUUAAUUUUUGUACUGUUUUGUGUAUGUUGUAUAAUGUGAAUUUAGGAACAGAGUUCCUAUUUAUUGUUGUUAAGAAAGUUUUGCAGAGAUUUGUGAUUUACUUCUUGAAGAAAAUGGAGGAGUUUCUGCUAACGUGAGGAUUUGCUUGUAAUGAUCUUUUUUUUGUAGUGCAGACUAUUUUUCCCUCCUUAGGAGAGGUUUUUCCUUAGCAGCUCAGAGGAAGCCAUUGAUAAAAGCAUGUGCAGACAAGCCAGAGCAGCAGGGACCAGGGUAAGGUGGAGCAGGGGAAGGGGAUCCCUGGGUGACUGCUGGUGCCCUCCUGGGACCUUGAGCACAGGCAGCAUCUUCUCACAGGACAUGGGAUGGGCUGUCCUGUGUCCUCCAGGCCUGCACCCUGAAGCUGUGAGUGCAGGGAGCUGGAUGUGGGAAGAGGAUUUUCUGCCAGAGCUUGGAAACCCACCUGCAUCCUGACCUAAGGCACUUCUCAGGCAUGGGCUGUGCCGUUUGACCGCCUUGGUCUCUGCAAACACAAGAAGCAGCUGAAUUCUGAAGUGUCCCCAGCAGGAUGUUUUCCACCUCCUCAUCACAUUUCCUAUCUUCACUCUCCCCCCAGAUGGAGACACCCUAAAAGCAUUGUUUUCUUAAUUCAAUUUAAGCCUCAGGCCAACAGCUAAUUGAAAGUUCUGAAAUAUUUGUUCAGCAUACUUGAGAUUCAAUUAAAACCUGGUUCUCUUCUCCCUUUUCUGCUCUUAGCUGCCAAGUACUGCAUGACCCUUCAUUAUUUUUUGAGAAGUAAUUGGCAGAUAAAUUCUCCUGGAACCACGAGAUCUCCAACAAGUGCAGCAGAGCAUUAAACUCUGUAGAUGAGGAAUGAAUUCCUGGUCAUUUCCCCUGCAUGUAUUCUGACACUUUAGGAGGAGUUGAGACACUUUUGGGUGGAAGUGGAGGCAGAAGGUCACCACUCAUCUUGCUAAGGAGAUGCUGCUUUAGAGAUGCAUUCUGCUGAGAAAUAAAUCACUAGCAGAAAGGAAUUAAAAUAAAUAACUCAUCACAGUAACUUCCUUUGGAUAUUCAGGGUCUGAAUAAAAACCUUGAUUCCUCAUAAGAAAUCAGAGAGCUCCCUUGAAGCUUCAGCCUGCAUUACCUUGUACCUUGCAACAUUUCACACUGCUUGUAAAACCUCAAGCUGUAUUUUACCCUCAGCAUUUAUUUGUCUCAACAGCAUGAGUGUGGGCUGUGAGUUUAUAAACAUGCCAGCAAAUAAAGAAUCUAUUGCUCCUAAGUAA